Molecule: messenger RNA, 1135 nt
Organism: Sycon ciliatum
Lineage: Eukaryota; Metazoa; Porifera; Calcarea; Leucosolenida; Sycettidae
Product: protein YIPF6-like
Exons: 6
Coding region: 33-704 (223 amino acids)
Biological process (GO): endoplasmic reticulum to Golgi vesicle-mediated transport
Cellular component (GO): trans-Golgi network; membrane
Source: RefSeq, a predicted model, not a curated record
UGCAGCUUCUUCAUUGUUGUUCGACAUUCGAAAUGGCAAGCCAAGAAGAAGCUGACAUUUCUCUGCCUCUUGACGGCCUGGAGGGCGAUAUUACCGUUCCUCAGCCCAGCAAGAAAGCAGAGGAUAGCGGCACACUCGACGAGCCAGUAUGGACCACACUGAAGCGAGAUGUGACUGCGGUCGGCUACAAAUUUACACAUGUCCUCUUUCCUCGGCGGAGUAAACAGCUACUGUACGACUGGGAUCUUUGGGGUCCACUAUGUCUGUGUAUUGUAAUGGCCAUUCUUCUUCAUGGUGGGAAAGUGGAUGAGGUGACCAAAGAGUCGCACAACCCGCAGUUUGUGGAGGUGUUUGUCAUCGUGUGGGCUGGCUCCUUCAUCGUGGCAUUGAAUUCAAAGCUGCUUGGUGGAACCCUGUCAUUUUUCCAGAGUCUCUGUGCACUUGGCUACUGCCUACUUCCUCUUGUCAUUUCCUUGCUGAUGUGUGAGAUUCUGGACUUCAUGACUGUAACCGCUAUGAGAACGUUCUUCUUUUUCAUCAAGCUGGUGGUUGUUGUUGCUGGUUUGGUCUGGGCUAUUGUCGCUGCAUUUGCUUUCAUCUCAGACAGUCAGCCUGCUCGCCGGAAAGGCCUCGCUCUCUACCCCGUUUUUCUCUUCUACUUUGGAAUCAGCGUCUUGAUCUUGAUGAGACAGCCAUCCGAUUAGCCAGCCCGAAUGCCACACACCCCCUCUCAUAUUACUGCUUCUAGGUUUGCCACGCAAUAAUUGUAAACAUGUCAUGUUUUCAUUUUCGUUUUGUACGAAUGUGACACUUGAGAAGCUCAUGGAUCAGAAAUCAUUAUUGACAUUUUUUACUGAAAAUAUAUACAGUCACGCAACUAGGAAGUUGAUGUUCACUACUAUACACGCCUACACACUACAGAUUGAGAGUAGGUAAGAAAUAUGAUAAAAGCUGUAUGAAUUUUGUGUCAAGUUGGAGGAUUUGAAUCUGCUACCCAUGCCAGCUAAACAGUAAACAGCGUAACUAAAGGUAAAAACUAGGCAGAGCUAUUACGCAGAAGCAAGCAAGUAACAUCCUGACAAGAAGGUUGUUGUUGUUGUUGGUUUACUCAGCGAAAGAUGUUGGUGUCACUUGG